Lipotes vexillifer (Yangtze River dolphin) is the source of this 2462-nucleotide messenger RNA. It is a transcript of the gene BFSP1, whose product is annotated as beaded filament structural protein 1. The record is from RefSeq and is a predicted model, not a curated record. The transcript is spliced from 8 exons. Gene Ontology annotation, biological process: lens fiber cell development. Gene Ontology annotation, cellular component: cytoplasm; intermediate filament. NCBI's taxonomy places the organism in Eukaryota, Metazoa, Chordata, Mammalia, Artiodactyla, Lipotidae. The coding region runs from base 26 to 2305 and encodes 759 amino acids. Gene Ontology annotation, molecular function: structural constituent of eye lens.
CUGCACGCUCGCCCGCAGAGGAGUCAUGUACCGGCGCAGCUACGUCUUCCAGGCCCGCAAGGAGCAGUACGAGCGCGCCGAGGAGGCGCCGCACGCAGCCGAGCCGGACAGCCUGGUGGAGGGCCGGGCUGCCGCGCCGAGCCUGGCGCAGCUGCAAGGGCUCGGCGAGCGCGUGGCCGCCCACGUCCAGCGGGCCCGAGCGCUCGAGCAGCGCCACGCCGUCCUGCGGAGGCAGCUGGACGCCUUCCAGCGCCUGGACGAGCUGGCCGGUCCCGAGGAUGCCCUCGCCCGCCACGUCGAGGGCAACCGCCAGCGCGCCCGGGAUUUGGCUGCCGAGCGCACCCGAUUGGAGCGCCAGGGCGCAGAGGCGCAGCGCGCCCUCUGCGAGUUCCGAAGCAAGUAUGAAAACGAGUGUGAGUGUCAGCUGCUGCUGAAAGACAUGCUCAAACGGCUAAACAAGGAGGCAGAUGAAGCCCUGCUGAGUAACCUGCGCCUUCAGAUCGAAGCCCAGUUUCUGCAGGAUGACAUCAGUGCGGCCAAGGACAGGUACAAAAAGAAUCUUCUGGAGAUUCAGACCUAUGUCAGCAUCCUGCAGCAGAUCAUCCAGACCACCCCGCAAGCAGCCGCCAUAACCAGUGGCAUGAGGGAGGCGAAGCUCUUGACGGAAAGGGAGGUGGCCACCCUGCAGAGCCAGCUGGAGGACGGCCAAGAGGUGCUCUGCCUCCUGCAGGCCCAGAGAGCCGAGCUGCAGGCCCAGACGGCGGCCCUAGAACAGGCCAUCAAAGAUGCCCAUGAGUGCUACGAUGAAGAGAUUCAGCUCUACAACGAGCAGAUUGACACCCUGCGGAAGGAGAUUGAGGAGGCCGAGAGAAGCCUGGAGAGGUCAUCCUACGACUGCCGGCAGCUGGUGGUCGCCCAGCAGACCCUGAGGAAUGAGCUGGACCGGUAUCACCGGAUCAUCGAGAACGAAGGCAACAGGCUGAGCUCCGCCUUCAUUGAAACUCCGAUCACUCUGUACACUGUGAGCCAUGGAGCCUCCCUCAGCCCACGACACGGUGGGAAAGAUCUCGCCAGGGCUGUGCAGGAUAUAACAAUAGCAAAACCAAGACAAAAAGGCCUCCCCAAGAACGUUCCAAGGAAAAAGGAGAUUAUAGCGAAAGACAAAGCAGAUGAAAGUCUGGAAGAGGCACCACUGAGAGGUCCUGAAGACCUGAAGCCAGGGCAGGUGGUACUUAAAGAAAAGGGUGAAUCUAAGCUUGAAUCAGGGGAUGGAGAAGCAAGUCCCCCGACCAUGGACGGGGCUCCGAAGGAUGUCCCAGACGGAGGGAAGAUAAGCAAAGCCUUUGAAAAACUAGGCAAGAUGGUCAAGGAGAGGGUGAAAGGCCCCAAAGAACCCGAGCCCCCCGCUGACCUGUACACCAAGGGGCGGUAUGUGCUGGUCUCCGGAGAUGCCAGUUUCGUGGACCCAGGCUUCUGUUCCUUCUCAGUCCCGGCCAAAGGGGGCGUGGUGGUUUCUAAGGGGGACAACUCUGUGCAUCCUGACAGCCACGUGGAGCCCUCUCCCCAGCAGCCGGAGCCCCCUCUGGAGGACGGAGAGGGGCUUCCCCAGGGGAAAGAUGGUCUGGAGGAUGGACAGGGGCCUCCCCAGGGGAAAGAAGAUGGUCUGGAGGAUGGACAGGGGCCUCCCCAGGGGAAAGAUGGUCUGGAGGAUGGACAGGGGCCUCCCCAGGGGAAAGAUGGUCUGGAGGAUGGACAGGGGCCUCCCCAGGGGAAAGAAGAUGGUCUGGAGGAUGGACAGGGGCCUCCCCAGGGGAAAGAUGGUCUGGAGGAUGGACAGGGGCCUCCCCAGGGGAAAGAUGGUCUGGAGGAUGGACAGGGGCCUCCCCAGGGGAAAGAAGAUGGACAGCUCCCCACCCCGCACACUGUAGACAAGGGGGAUGAGAUGAAUGCUGAAGAACUGAAGGGCCCCCGGGGGAAACAGGAUGGCCAGAAGGAGGAGGAGGGGGCCAGGGAGCCCUGUGUCACAGUCUCUCCUGGUCCAGAGGGGCCAUCUACACCCCAGUCUCAAGGGCCUCAGGUCACUCAGGGUGGGUCCUACGGGCCUGGAGCUUGGAGCAGCAGCCUGCCGGCGAGAAGCCCUCCCAGGACGCUGGCCUAUGAGAAGGUGGAGGUGAUGGAAUCUAUUGAGAAGUUUUCCACCGACAGCAUCCAGACAUAUGAAGAGACUGCUGUAAUUGUGGAGACCAUGAUCGAAAAGACAAAGGCAAACGAGAAAAAGCUGGAGAAGUGCUCUUCCAAUGCCUAGGCUCGAGGGGCAAAAGUGCCUUUGGGCCACUGUUGGGAAGUGCUUGGAUAUUUUAGGACAAACCAUACAAGACUGAGGGUUCUUGUUUGGAUUAGACCAUAGUUGGCCUGUCUGGCUUGCCAGUGAAGCCUUAAUUAAAGUGUUUUCUUUGCUUGCA